CCAGUAAAAAAUGAUGUAAUUGAAGACUCAAGUAACUAAAGUACUAACUUAUUGCACCUGACAGAAUGCAGCUUGACCGAGGCAAAAGAGGAUGGUGCAACCAUUGAUAUUGACAGUCAGAAGGUUCAACACUGGGCAUUCCUGGAGCAAGGCCCCAAAGCAGCUCGCUGCUGUUCAGCAUGUUAAUACUUUCGUGGAUAUUCCUCUGCAGACUCGGAUAGGUGUCACCGCUAACGAGGCGACCGCAGGCAUGUUUUUCCUUGCCUCACCGCUUGCGCCGUGCGUGACUGGCCAUCAUGAUACACUGGAGGUAACGGGCGGACGAGGAAUCUAAUGUCGCAUUCUAAUUCAUGGCAACUAUCUGCUGUGCAGUUGUAUGAUUUUCCGAUAUUUCUUCAUUGCGACAACGAGACUUCAAAUAAUUCGC
Messenger RNA from Suillus subalutaceus, 427 nucleotides. RefSeq lists its product as uncharacterized. Lineage: Eukaryota; Fungi; Basidiomycota; Agaricomycetes; Boletales; Suillaceae. The transcript has 2 exons. The record is from RefSeq and is a predicted model, not a curated record. The coding region runs from base 92 to 334 and encodes 80 amino acids.